AUGCAGGUCAUUUCGACGGAGACCAUCAAUGUUGGUGCGUCAAGCUCCACGACAGCUUCUGCCAGCCUUCCUGUGGACAGUCCAGGCCGAUCAUACCACUCAAAUGACUCCGCCAAUUCAGGGACUGAGUCGGAUACCGAUGACGAUCAACUUACCCAGAAGGCAGUCGGCAAGCCAGGACCGGAUAUCUCCAAGACUAACUGGAAUUCCUGGGUCACUGAACAUCUGAAAUCGCUGGUCUCGAAAGCCAAAGGUGGUGUGUCACAGGCGGUCAUGGCGUUCAUCAAGAGCACUAUGAAAGACACGAAGUUGAUCUUCGUGAUGGGAAGUGCGGGUACGGGCAAGUCCUCCUUACUCAAUGAGCUUACCGGGAUGGAUCUUCAUGUCGGCAAAUCAUUGAAGUCCGGGACCCGGCGGUACCACGUCUGCCCCGCCAUCAUUGAUGAUCACCAGUAUCUCUUCAUAGACACAGCUGGCUUUGGCGCCGCCGAUUUAGACGAUGAAGACAACUUCAAAGACAUCAUGGCAUGUCUUUCAACACUUCGCCCAUUCGUCACCUUCUCCGGUGUUCUCGAUCUGCGCACUCUGCGAUGGAUCGAAUGUUUUUGUGGUCCGACCUUCUUCCAAAACAUCACGAUUGUUACCACAAAAUGGGACGAGCUCGUGGAAGAUGCUUUCGAGGACAGAUGGGCCAUCACGGCAGACUUUGAAAACCACGAGGUUGUCCGUUGUCUGUUGGAUCCUCCUGGUCGACUUGAUGGAGCCACCAUUUACCAUCAUGGCUUUCCUGGAGGUAGGGGCUCCGGAGACUCGUGGAGCAGCAUCCUUUCCAAAAAACGGCGAGCCCAUGAAAGAGGCGACGAACUUCGCAAUCUUAUUCGACGUAAUUACACAGACAAAGACGUCGGCGAGCUGCAGAUUAUUCAAGAAUUGGAUCAAGGAAUGGCCUUGUGUGAGACAGAGGCAGCGAGGAUUCUUGCGUCUGAUCUGAAGCAAACCAUAGUGGAGGUAUCGGAGGAUAGUGCUACUUUGGUGCUACGACCGGGUUUGGACAAGGAUUGCGGAGUGCUCAGGUCUCAGAAGGCAGUCAAGAACUCGAGCGACAAAUCAGACGACUCUAGGGACACAGAGACAAGAGACCAACCCGAGGAGCAUACCAAGGAACAAUCUAAGGAACAAUCCAAACAGCAACCCGUCGAAGAGUUUAAGAAACAGCCUAAGGAACAACCUAGGAAUCGGACCGAGGGUAAAGCCAAAGAAGAAUCUUCUUGGUUUGAAAGAUGGUUCCAGAGUGACUGGUGGGCCGUCCUCGCAGAAGCAGCCCGUUUCUUCGCAGAAGCGCGUAACGGAGGGUAUCAAUCCAGCAACCGGGGAGGCUUUGGGCCUCCUCCUGCAUGGAACCCCUGGCAGGCUGCUCGGAACUGGUGGAGUGGAACAGCUUGA
Messenger RNA from Colletotrichum siamense, 1443 nucleotides. RefSeq lists its product as uncharacterized. Gene Ontology annotation, molecular function: GTP binding. The record is from RefSeq and is a predicted model, not a curated record. Bases 1 to 1443 code for a protein of 480 amino acids. Lineage: Eukaryota; Fungi; Ascomycota; Sordariomycetes; Glomerellales; Glomerellaceae. The transcript is spliced from 4 exons.